Messenger RNA from Malania oleifera, 1136 nucleotides. RefSeq names its product F-box/LRR-repeat protein At4g14103-like. NCBI's taxonomy places the organism in Eukaryota, Viridiplantae, Streptophyta, Magnoliopsida, Santalales, Ximeniaceae. Gene Ontology annotation, molecular function: protein binding. The transcript has 2 exons. The record is from RefSeq and is a predicted model, not a curated record. The annotation marks the transcript as partial.
AUGGGUUCGACCCUGAAUUUGAAACGCCAACACGCUGCAGCGGGUGAAGCUGCAGAUGAUGGGAUCAGCCGUCUCCCAGACUCUGUUCUUUCUCACAUUCUCUCUUUCGUCCCUACAACUGAUGCAGUGAGAACCAGCGUCUUGUCCACCAGGUGGAAGCACCUCUUAGCUUCCGCCAGUAACCUCCACUUCGACGAUUCCCGUGUCGUCUCUGAAUACCUAAAUCGUAGUGGGAAAAGGCAUAAAACAGAUUUGGCCCCUCUUCAUAGUUUUGUGAUUUUCGUUUACAGAGUGUUGGCGCUGGGCAACUCACUGCUGAUAAAUAGAUUCCGUCUUAAAUGUACUGCCGGCCAGUUUCUCGGGUACGAGAUGAAACCUCAUCUAAAUACAUGGAUAUCCGUUGCACUAUGGCAUGGUGUUCGAGAACUUGAUCUUCAUAUUUCACCGCUAACAAAAUCAAACCUCUUGCCUUGCAGUCUUUUUACCAGCGCAACACUGAGGGUUCUAAAAUUGACCAUGAAUGGCGCUGAGCUUAAUGUUCCUGCAAGUGUUCGUUUUUCAAGUCUGAAGAUUCUUCAUCUUCGGAGCAUGGUGUUCGUCGAUGAUGGUUCGGUUAAGUGCUUAUUUUCUGGCUGCUCUGUGCUUGAAGAUCUGCUCAUAGAAUUCUGCAAUUUUAGCAGAAUGAAAGUCAUUGAUAUUUCAAUACCUACACUUCAAAGGCUGACCAUUAAUGGAAGAACAUCCAAUUACGAAUAUAUAAUACCUCAGUAUGAAAUAGUGUUUGAUUUUCCGCUCCUUGAGUACCUCAACUACGUUGAGUUUGGAGUCAAAGGAUUUGAAUUGAAGAAUCAGGAAAAUUCUCUCGGUGAAGCUCAUGUUAACAUUCGUCCGGUAUAUGGAAUGCGGUCUAUAGCAGGUCUGAAAGUUGUCAACUUUCUUGAAGGCAUCUGCAAUGUGAGUUUUCUCCACUUAAUAAAUGAUCCUCUACUGGGUUUCUCACGUACCAGCAGUUGGCCUGCGAGAUCACAAUCUUCCACUACCUUGCAGAAUAAAAGGCAGAAGCGCAUGUCAUCAAUGCUUCGAAAAAUUGAAAUAAGGGAAUUUACUGGGAGUGAAUAUGAAUUCAAGCUGAUAGG